Molecule: messenger RNA, 1721 nt
Organism: Liolophura sinensis
Lineage: Eukaryota; Metazoa; Mollusca; Polyplacophora; Chitonida; Chitonidae
Product: NADH-ubiquinone oxidoreductase chain 5-like
Exons: 1
Biological process (GO): electron transport coupled proton transport; ATP synthesis coupled electron transport
Cellular component (GO): respiratory chain complex I
Molecular function (GO): NADH dehydrogenase activity; NADH dehydrogenase (ubiquinone) activity
Source: RefSeq, a predicted model, not a curated record
ACAAUGAAAUUUAUUAUGAAUAGCAGGUUAUUUGCUUCGUUAUUUCUUUUUUUUUAUGUAUUUUUAGGGGUAAAGGCGGUAGCUAUACUUAUAUAUUACCAUAAGAGAGUUUUAUUACAUAUUAUUUUUUUCGAAUUAAAUUCUGUUUUUAUAACCUUUCCUGUUAUCUUUGAUUGAAAAAGAAUUAUAUUUAGAGUUCUAGUUUGUUUUAUUUCUAGCUGCGUAAUAUUUUUCUCUAAAAGUUACAUAUCUAAUGAUAUUUUUUUAUCUCGGUUUGUUUGAAUUGUUAUAUUAUUUGUUUUAUCCAUAAAUUUUUUGAUUUUUAUUCCAAAUUUAAUUUCUUUAUUAUUAGGCUGAGAUGGGCUAGGGUUAGUUUCAUUUUGUUUGGUGAUUUAUUAUCAAAAUCCUAAAUCAUUAGGGGCCGGAUUAAUAACCGCUUUUAUAAAUCGGAUUGGAGAUGUUGGGAUUUUAAUAAGAGCUGGUUGAAUGUUUAGCCAAGGGCAUUGAGAUGGUACUUUUAUUUGAAAUUUUGAUAUAAGAUAUAUAAGAGCUUUUAUAAUUCUUCUAGCAGGUAUAACUAAAAGUGCUCAAAUUCCUUUUUGCAGAUGACUUCCAGCUGCUAUGGCGGCUCCAACCCCUGUCUCAGCUUUAGUUCAUUCCUCUACCUUGGUCACAGCCGGGGUUUUUCUUUUAAUUCGAUUUUUUUCUUUCUUAGACCAGCUUGUAUGGUUUAAACCAGCAGUUUUAUUCAUUUCAGUAAGAACUAUAUUAAUAGCAGGAAUUGCAGCCAACUUUGAAAUAGAUUUAAAAAAAAUCAUUGCCUUGUCUACUUUAAGCCAGCUAGGAGUAAUGAUAAUAAGGAUUGGAAUUGGUUAUCCUGAGUUAGCUUUGAUUCAUUUAUUUACUCAUGCUUUAUUCAAGGCCCUUCUCUUCUUGUGUGCCGGAAAUAUUAUUCAUCUCCAUAAUAAUAAUCAAGACAUUCGAAAAAUAAGACAGCUUUGGAAACAUUUGCCUGUAACUAGAACUUGUUUUAAUAUUGCUAACCUAGCUUUAUGUGGAAUUCCAUUUUUCGCAGGAUUUUAUUCUAAAGAUUACAUUAUUGAGAUAAUAAUUUUUGAUCAAAUAAACUUGGUUACAAGAAUAAUAGUUUUCUUGGCUACUUUUUUAACUGUAAUAUACUCUGUCCGUUUGUCAAUUCUUGUUUUCUGAAGUUCUAUAACUCAAAAUCCCUAUCUAUGCAAUAGAGAUGAAGAUAUUUAUAUUCUUAUGCCUCUAUUAAUAUUAACAAGAGGGGCUAUCUUAAGAGGGGCGGCUUUUUCUUGAUUGAUAAUAAGACCUGCGCUUAUUCCUUUUAUUAGUAUAUUUGACAAAAUAUUAGUUUUAUCUCUAACAGUGGUCAGAGGGGCUAUAGGAGGAAUUUUAUUUAGAAAUGCUUUUCACAAAAAAAAGAUAAUAAUCAAUGAUUUUUUUUCAUACAUAUGAUUUAUAUCUCUUUUAAGCAAUAACUUUGUUAGUAUUCCGGUUCUAAAGUCAGGACAAAUAGCCCUUAAAGUUUUAGACUUAGGUUGGUUAGAAAACAUCAGGGGAGAAGGAAUUUUUAGAUUUUUAAUCAACUGUUCUAGUAAUAACCAAAAAAGUCAAGGAAAUUUAUUUAACUCUAUUGUUAGAUUAAGUCUAAUCACUUUAAGAUUUUUUCCUCUUUUUUUCUAUUUUUUCUAAUA